AUGGCCGAUUUUUUAAUUAGCAAUUAUGAAAAGAAUUAUAUUAUUGAUGGAGUACAGGCUGGCAUUAGAUGUGAUGGAAGACAGUUAACAGACUAUCGCCCAAUUUCCAUCGAAACAGGCAUUUUGGCCGGAGCUAAUGGUUCAGCACGUAUACAAAUUGGUUCGACUGAUGUCCUUUUAUCUGUCAAGGCAGAAUUAAAUACAACAACAGACCCAGUUCUCUCAAAUCGGUUAAAAUUUUUUGUUGAUUUGUCCGCCAACGCAUCCCCCAAAUUCGCUGGGAGAGGAGGUCAGGAACAGGCAGAGGAAUGGGCAAAAACUUUGUAUGCUGCUUAUGAUAAUGAUUAUAUUAUGGUUGAAAGUAUGAAACGCCUAUUGUUAGCUCCACCUUUACAUUAUUGGACGUUAUACGUUGAUGCUAUAGUACUUCAACAUGAUGGGAAUAUUAUGGAUGCACUUUCUUUGGGCGUAAAAGCAGCUCUUUUCGAUACACAAAUAUGCAAUGUAAUUGUACGUCCAGCUGAUGAAGGAAAAUUCCUUAUUGAUUUACCCGAUGAAAUUAGUACUUGGAAAUUGGAUGUUACAAGCGCCCCUUUAAUUGUUGCUGUAACUCGUAUUGGAAAUCAAACAGUUUUCGAUUUGGACCUCUCUGAAGAGUUGUGCUCUAAUAAUACUUUGUAUGUUGGUAUAAAACAAGGAGAAAAUGAAGAGGAUAAUUCUGAGAGUUUAAUAACUUGUAUUAAAAAAGUUGGUGGAGGUGCAGUAGAAAUUGAUUCAAUGGUGGAAAUGUUAGAAAAAGCAACUCAUAUAGCAAGGAAUUUAAACUUUGGAUUAAUGAACAAGUUAAAAAAAGAUGAAGGAGGUUUGAAAGAAAAAAGAACUAAUUUUCCAAGUAUUUUUUGA
Messenger RNA from Meloidogyne enterolobii, 903 nucleotides. NCBI's taxonomy places the organism in Eukaryota, Metazoa, Nematoda, Chromadorea, Rhabditida, Meloidogynidae. The record is from the annotation of a GenBank genome assembly.